Corapipo altera (White-ruffed manakin) is the source of this 2018-nucleotide messenger RNA. RefSeq names its product myosin-7-like. The annotation marks the transcript as partial. The transcript is spliced from 14 exons. The record is from RefSeq and is a predicted model, not a curated record. Gene Ontology annotation, molecular function: ATP binding; actin filament binding; cytoskeletal motor activity. Lineage: Eukaryota; Metazoa; Chordata; Aves; Passeriformes; Pipridae. Gene Ontology annotation, cellular component: myosin complex.
GCCUAUUCUUCUCUUGUUCCACCAGAUUGUUAUGCUGGUCGAGAAGUUCAUAAAACAAUAAUUCUUGGAAGGGAUGUCUGGAGGUCAUCUAUUUCUCCACUGCUAGCCUCCCCAAGUUGGGUCAGCUUAGAUCAAGUUGCUCAGGAUCUUCUCCAGUUAUGUUUUGAAUAUUUUCAAAAUUGGAAAUUCCACAUCCCCUUUGAGCAACCUGUUCCAAGUGUGUAUCUGUUUUUGACAGAUGCAGCUGAUGUAACCCAAUCAGUACUUUGCACAGGAGUUGGUCUUUCAAUACAAUUCUAGUUUAUUGUAAAACACUUGUACAGUACUACAGAUGAAUGACAAUUUCAUAAGUCUGAGGUUCAAUCUUUCAGACUUUGCCAUAUAUAUCAUGCUUAUUCCUUCAAGCCAAAGCAGGAACAGCACUGCCUAAAUAUGAGCAACAGAACACGCAUGUUUACUCAACAUCUCAACACAGCCAUUUCCUUAGCUCCCAUCCAUGGAUCUAAACUAUGCUGAUGUAUCAGAGACUGUCCUUAAUCAAGGCUCCAGGGCUGUGUGGAAAAGCCUCACCCAGCGCCACCAUGCCUGACGUGGAGAUGGCUGAAUUUGGGGAGGCCGCCCCCUAUCUCCGCAAGUCGGAGAAGGAGAGAGUGGCCGCCCAGACCCGCCCCUUUGACCUGAAGAAGGACAUCUUUGUUCCUGAUGAGAAGGAGGAAUAUGUUAAGGCCACCAUCAUCAGCCGUGAGGGCUCCAAGAUCACUGCUGAGACCGAGCAUGGCAAGACAGUGACGGUCAAGGAGGACCAGAUCAUGCAGCAGAACCCUCCCAAGUUCGACAAGAUCGAGGACAUGGCCAUGCUGACCUUCCUCCAUGAGCCUGCCGUCCUCUACAACCUCAAGGAGCGCUACGCCUCCUGGAUGAUCUAUACCUACUCAGGACUCUUCUGCGUGACAGUCAACCCCUACAAGUGGUUGCCUGUCUACAAUGCUGAGGUGGUGGCUGCCUACCGGGGAAAGAAGCGGAGUGAAGCUCCACCCCACAUCUUCUCCAUCUCUGAUAAUGCCUACCAGAACAUGCUGACAGAUCGGGAGAACCAGUCCAUCCUCAUCACCGGAGAAUCUGGGGCGGGGAAGACAGUGAACACCAAGAGGGUCAUCCAGUACUUCGCCGUCAUUGCUGCCAUCGGUGACCGUGGCAAGAAGGAGACAGGGGCCCCAGGCAAGGGCACUCUGGAAGACCAGAUCAUCCAGGCCAACCCUGCCUUGGAGGCCUUUGGCAACGCCAAGACUGUUCGCAAUGACAACUCAUCGCGAUUCGGGAAGUUCAUCCGGAUCCAUUUUGGAGCCACUGGGAAAUUAGCAUCAGCUGACAUCGAGACCUACCUUCUGGAGAAAUCCCGCGUCAUCUUCCAGCUGAAGGCUGAAAGAAACUACCACAUCUACUACCAGAUACUUUCCAAUAAGAAGCCAGAGCUGCUGGAUAUGAUGCUGGUGACCAACAACCCCUACGACUAUGCCUUCAUCUCCCAAGGAGAGACCACAGUGCCAUCCAUUGAUGAUGGAGAAGAGCUCCUGGCUACAGAUAGUGCUUUUGAUGUCCUGGGCUUCACCCAAGAGGAGAAGAACUCCAUCUACAAACUGACAGGUGCCAUUAUGCACUUUGGCAACAUGAAGUUCAAGCAGAAGCAACGGGAAGAGCAGGCAGAACCAGAUGGCACUGAAGAGGCGGACAAGUCAGCUUACCUAAUGGGGCUGAACUCAGCUGAUCUUCUCAAGGGGUUGUGCCACCCUCGGGUCAAGGUGGGCAAUGAGUACGUCACCAAGGGGCAGAAUGUCCAACAGGUGAUUUAUGCUGUUGGGGCCUUGGCCAAGGCUGUGUAUGAGAAGAUGUUCAACUGGAUGGUGACCAGGAUUAACAACUCGCUGGAGACCAAGCAGCCACGGCAGUACUUCAUCGGUGUGCUGGACAUCGCUGGCUUCGAGAUCUUUGAUUUCAACAGCUUUGAGCAGCUCUGCAUU